Perkinsus marinus ATCC 50983 is the source of this 360-nucleotide messenger RNA. RefSeq lists its product as hypothetical. NCBI's taxonomy places the organism in Eukaryota, Perkinsozoa, Perkinsida, Perkinsidae. The transcript has 4 exons. The coding region runs from base 1 to 360 and encodes 119 amino acids. The record is from RefSeq and is a predicted model, not a curated record.
AUGGCAGCCCUCUUGGCUACACCUAGGCAUAAGGCUAAUGCGAUAAUGAAAGGGACAAUGAGGAUACCCCCGAUGGAGGUUGAUACCCUCUAUGGGUAUACCUUCCGUAAGGAUGGUGGCCCAGCAGGCCCAGUGGAGGACGACGAGGAGGUUCGUCAAGGCCUGGCCAGGUGGCAAGCAGAUGCAUGUGACCUUGUUAUGAAUGUAGAGGAUUUGGAUGCUGAGAGGAAGGACCGUAAUGGGUGCACUACUAUGCAUCUAGCUGCUGCUGCAGGCAAUAGGAUGAGGCUAUUGAUGGGCAUGGACGGACCCCAGCGGACCUUGCUUCUGCAUGGGGAUGGACUGAGAUGUUAUUCAUGA